This is a messenger RNA of Callorhinus ursinus (northern fur seal), 2483 nucleotides long. The record is from RefSeq and is a predicted model, not a curated record. Lineage: Eukaryota; Metazoa; Chordata; Mammalia; Carnivora; Otariidae.
CGGGGAGCGGCGGCCGGGCCCGCAGGGCCGGGGAGCCGGCGGCGCAGAGAGCACCCCACGGAGCGGCAGGCCGGUCGGCGUGGUGGCUUCCCAUCCUGAGAGAGCCGCUUGCGCCCACCUCCCAGGAGGAGGCAACGGGCGAACGUCUCAGUGUGUGUUCUUGCUAGACUGCUGCUGGCCUGUCCCUCUGUCACCCUGGACCACGGCGGUGCCGUGGGAGCAUUCACCUGGCAUGGGGGCCGUGGCUGUGGGAGGCCGAUAGCUGGGUUUUCCUGUAGGCUCCUGUGGGAGACAGCGGGACUUCAGGGCUCCUAGCCAUGCAGCAACGGGCCCUGCCCCGACCGGCCGGCCCGGGCCUGAAGGGGAGCCCCUGUGCCUUCUCUCCUCAGUGACUGCCUGCCGACGUCUGACCGUGCAUCCCUGACCCUGGGCUUCACCGGUAGCGCCCAGCGGGAGUUGUCUCCUGGGGCCUCCCCCCGGGGCGGGGGGGCUGGGCUGCCAGCACCUGCGCUCUGGCCCCUAGACUGUCCCAAGGUAGCGGGCCUGGGCCGUUCAGAGGCAUCUCCCCCGCAGCCUGCCGCCUGGGGGCAUCUGCAGCCUGAAGACAGAAUGCUCAAGGGACAGCUUCCAAACACGGGCAGAGGCCUCGCAGCCCACCCAGGGUCCCCGCCUACCAACAACGGUCAGGGCCCUGAGAAGAGCCCGGUGCUCCCUCUGAACCUUCCAGCACAAAUCAGCAAUGAGGACCCACAAGCCAAGGCCACACCCUUCACCCCAAAGCCACCGACGAGGCCCCGGCUGGAGCGAGCUCUGUCACUGGACGAGAAGGCAUGGAGGAGGCGGCGUUUUCAAACCAGCCACGAGGACCUGGCCGCACGCAGUGGGGCCAGCCCCUCUAGGGGCUCCUUGCAGGACGAGGUCCCCAGGGCCCCCACCCACACCGACUCCCCACCCUGCCUGAGCACCUCCUUGCAGGAAAUCCCCACAUCCCGCAGGGCCCAGGGCAGCGCCGGAGGGAGCCCGAACUCGUGGGGUCACUGUAUCUCCGGAAUGAUCGGCACUUCCCUGGACCUCCUGCACCGGGACGGGGCCUUGGCUGGGAGCCCCAGCAGGCUGCCGGCUGUGGGCCAGAAGGUGGCCUCCAAUGCCCUGCGGUCAACAGACAGGGUGGACUCGGUUCAGACCGACUGCAAGUCCCGCCUGCAGAGCAGACUGUUCCGGGCCCACAGCAGCCUGGGCCCCAGCCGGCCCCCAAGCCCCCUGGCCUGUGAUGCCAAAUCCUUCAGCCUCCUGGCGCCCAUCCGCGCCAAGGACGUCCGGAGCAGGAGCUACCUGGAGGGGAGUCUCCUGGCGAGCGGGGCACUGAUGGGGGCAGAGGAGCUGGCCCGGUACUUCCCAGACCGCAACAUGGCCCUCUUCGUGGCCACCUGGAACAUGCAGGGCCAGAAGGAGCUGCCCCCAAACCUGGACGAGCUCCUGCUGCCCGCCGAGGCCGACUACGCCCAGGACCUGUACGUCGUCGGGGUCCAGGAGGGCUGCUCCGACAGGCGGGAGUGGGAGACGCGCCUGCAGGAGACGCUGGGCCCCCACUACGUCACGCUGUACUCAGCGGCCCACGGGGCGCUCUACAUGUCCGUGCUCAUCCGCAGGGACCUCAUCUGGUUCUGCUCAGAGGUGGAGAGCUCCACGGUGACCACGCGCAUCGUAUCUCAUAUCAAGACCAAGGGGGCCCUGGGCGUCAGCUUCACCUUCUUUGGCACCUCCUUCCUCUUCAUCACGUCCCACUUCACCUCUGGAGACGGGAAGGUGAGCGAGAGGCUGCUGGACUAUAGCAGAACCGUCCAGGGCCUGGCCCUGCCCAAGAGCGUGCCCGACACCAGCCCCUUCCGCUCCGACGCUGCGGAUGUCACCACCCGGUUCGAUGGGGUGUUCUGGUUUGGAGACUUCAAUUUCCGUCUGAGCGGUGGGCGUGUGGCCGUGGAGGCCAUCCUGAAGCAGGACCUGGGAGAGAAGGUGUCUGCCCUGCUCCAGCAUGACCAGCUCACCCAGGAGAUGAAGAAAGGGUCCAUCUUCAAGGGUUUCCAGGAGCCGGACAUUCACUUCCUUCCAUCGUACAAGUUCGACAUUGGGAAGGACUCCUAUGACACCACCUCCAAGCAGAGGACCCCCUCUUACACGGACCGGGUCAUGUACAGAAGCCGCCACAAGGGUGACAUCUGUCCCAUCAAGUAUUCCUCCUGCCCUGGCAUCAAGACGUCUGACCAUCGCCCCGUGUACGGCCUGUUCCGGGUGAAAGUGAGGCCGGGGAGAGACAACAUCCCGCUAGCUGCUGGCAAGUUUGACCGAGAACUGUACUUAAUAGGAAUUAAAAGACGGAUUUCCAAAGAAAUUCAGAGACAGCAGGCUCUGAAGAAUCAGCACUCGAGUACUAUUUGUACUGUUUCUUGAGGUCCGCCCAAGGGCCUCUGGCACCUCCACCGGGA